This is a messenger RNA of Lolium rigidum, 1725 nucleotides long. RefSeq names its product eudesmanediol synthase-like. The transcript has 7 exons. The record is from RefSeq and is a predicted model, not a curated record. Gene Ontology annotation, biological process: diterpenoid biosynthetic process. NCBI's taxonomy places the organism in Eukaryota, Viridiplantae, Streptophyta, Magnoliopsida, Poales, Poaceae. The coding region runs from base 1 to 1725 and encodes 574 amino acids. Gene Ontology annotation, molecular function: terpene synthase activity; magnesium ion binding.
AUGGAUGCGGGUGGUGCUACUCCUGCUUCUGCUACUGCGGCGGCGAGUAGCCCUGCAAAGAUCGACGCAGACAGGAACGGCACUGCAGCCUUUGCACCCUCAGUCUGGGGCGACUUCUUCGCCACCUACGUCCCUCCUCCUACACAGGUGUCAGAGGAGUGGAUGAGAGAGAGGGUGGAGGAGCUGAAGAGGCGAGUGAGCAGGAUGUUCAAGGACGGGGAGGCCAUGGGCGGCGUGGCCGAUACGGUGGCGCUGGUCGACACACUCGAGCGUCUCGGCCUGGAUAGCCACUUCCGCGAAGAGAUCGCGGUGGCCAUAGGCCGUAUCCACGUCGCCGGCGAGGGACGGCGCGAGUUCGCCGGCUCCGAUGAUCUCCACGUUGCAGCUACUCGGUUCCGUCUGCUCCGCCAGCACGGGUUCUGGGUGUCUGCAGAUGUGUUCGACAAGUUCAGAGAUAGCUCGGGCAAUUUCAGCGCCACAAACCUACGCCUGAGUAGCGACGGCGGUCUGAGGGCUCUGCUGAGCUUGUACCACGCGGCUCACAUGGCGGUGCCAGGUGAGUCUGCUCUGGAUGACGCCAUAGAGUUCGCGCGGCGGCACCUCCAGGCCAUGAACGGCGAGCUCCGGUCGCCGGCGGCGGAGCAGGUCUCCCGCGCCCUAGACCACCCUCUCCCGCGGUACACGAGGUUGCUGGAGACCAUGCGCUACGUCGCAGAGUAUGCGCAGGAGGAGGUGCAUGACGGCACGCUGCUGGAGCUCGCUAGGCUCAACUCUAACCUCAUGAGGUCCCUUCACCUGAAGGAGCUAAAGGCCCUGACCUUGUGGUGGAGGGAUAUUUACAACGCCGUAAAUCUAACAUACUCUCGGGAUCGUAUGGUGGAGAUCUACCUUUGGAGUUGUGGGAUGAUCCCUGAAGAGGAGCACUCGCGUGGACGCUUGAUAUUCGCCAAAACAUUUGGAAUUGUGUCAUUUCUGGACGAUACUUUUGAUGUCCAUGCGACCUUAGAGGAGAGCCGUAGCCUCAAUGAAGCCUUUCAGAGGUGGGAUGAAAGCGCGGUUUCCAUCCUCCCUGAAUACCUACGCAUGUUAUACAUCAAAACACUAAGCAACUUUAAGGAGUUUGAGGAUCUUUUAGAGCCACAGGAGAAGUACCGCAUGUUUUACGUCAAAAAGGCGUACCAACUGCAAUCGGCAUACUACAUGCAGGAGGCAGAAUGGACCAACGACAAGUACCAGCCAAGCUUCGCGGAGCACGAAGAGCUGUCUACCAUGUCCACGGGCUUGCCGAUGCUCAACCUCAUGGCCCUCAUGGGCUACGACGGCGCGGUCGCAACCCAGGAGGUGUUUGACUGGAUGAGCGCACCUGUCCCCGACAUGGUCCGGGCUGGCGCAGUGAUCGGCCGCUUCCUCAACGACAUCUCCUCUUACAGGCUGGGGAAGAACAAGAAUGACGUGGGUAGCUCGGUGGAGUGCUACAUGCAGGAGAAGGGAGUGACGGGGCAGGAAGCCGUGGCGGCGAUCGCUGCCAUGACGGAGCACCGGUGGAGGUUGCUGAACCGGGCGUGCAUGGAGACGAAGCGCGCGCUGCUGCCAGCGGUGCAGCUGGUGGCGAGCAUAGCGAGAACUUGCGAGGUCAUCUACCUUCGUGGCAGGGACGGCUACACCUUCGGCAGCCACGCCAAGGACCUCGUCACCGCGCUCUUCCUCGACCCCAUCCCUCUUUAA